ACUAAUGUAAACACUACAGAAAAAAAAACAUCUGCUCAUCCUGUUACCACAGUACCCUAGCCGAAUAUUAUCCUGCUGUUGUUUAAAUCAAAGUAAUGCUGUUUAAUAAUGUCUACGACCUCUAAGGUUGUUCUGGGAGUGUCGAUAGUCCUCACUAUCAGUACCGUUGCAGGCGUUCAUAUAAAGCAGAACUGGGACAGACAGAGGCUGCACGACGGAGUGCUGCGUGAUCUGGAGCGCGUGGAGCGGAAGCGCGAGAACCUGCGCACGCUCGAGGAACAGAUCCAGCUGACGAGAGAGCUCGUGGCCGAGCGAGAGAGACGCGAAGAUUAAGACAUGGAUAGCGGGGACCAAAGGAGCCUUGCGGCACAGGAUGAUGAGACCAUGUGCACGUCUGCUUCUGAGGGUUUGGAGGAGGGUGAGGUUGAGGGAGAAACUCUGCUCAUCGUGGAGUCUGAGGACCAGGC
Molecule: messenger RNA, 467 nt
Organism: Paramisgurnus dabryanus
Lineage: Eukaryota; Metazoa; Chordata; Actinopteri; Cypriniformes; Cobitidae
Gene: pet117
Product: protein PET117 homolog, mitochondrial
Biological process (GO): mitochondrial respiratory chain complex IV assembly
Cellular component (GO): mitochondrion
Source: RefSeq, a predicted model, not a curated record